CGACAAACGUGAUGGCCGCUGACGAGCAGCUGCGGGAGGAGAACCAAUCCCUCCGGCAGCAGGUGCAGCGGCAGGCCGCCAAACUCCAGCGGUAUGAGCGUGUCAUCGCCCAGCAGGCCGCUACCAUCACGAGCUACCGUGAGGCCUUCCAGCACCUGCAGACGGCACGGGCCAUCCAGCGAAGCGGCCAGAGAGCCAUCGCACCGCCGCCGUCCGAUGCGCAGCCGGCUCUCGCUCUCAGCAAUGGGCCGCCCAAUCCCCGCCCUCACCCCUCGCCAAACGUGACGGCUCAGGAACAACAGCAGGAUGGCAAUGGCGGCAAUGACGACAUAUCGCCUGACGGCGUGGCUGCGGCAGCUGUGUGUUCGAAGAGGCACAAGACAUCCGACUCUCAGAAGCGCGAGGUCCACUCUGCCCAGCCGCGAGACGACUAUGUUGAUGCUCCUGGCAGCGGUGAUCGAAAUGGCGAGCCGGCAGAGAGGGCGGACCAGCCGGAUCAGAGCGGCGAUGGUGCUUCUGGCUGCGGCAAUGGGAUGAUCAACAGUCUGUCGCAGCCCAUUGUCAUUGACGAAUCGCAGGAGGCCGCUGAGAAGCCAGAGGAGGGAGGGGGAGGGUCCAGUGGGGGCGGCGAUAAGGAUAAGGACCAUGGGCGUGAAGAGAGCAUGAUGGCCGGUGGAGGGAAGCGGCCCGAUGAGGAGAUGCACGCGACUCCCCCCGAAGGGACCCCUCCAGACGCCGCGCAGCCGAUGGCCGUCGACCGCCACACACCCACACCAGCCACCCCCCAGGACGGCCAUGACGGUCCCAUCCCCCCUCCAGCGUUCAACAUCAAUCGCAGCUCCCAUGAUCACCGUCGCGACGGGCGGCACCUCAUCCUGUCGCCCCGGCGCAGCAACAGCCGCUACCGAUACGGCCGGGCACCCGCACUCCUCCCAGACCCGGGCGAGCCCACAGACGGCAGACGCAAGCGCAAGGUCAUCUACCUCAACCAGCACGGGUCUCUGCGCCAGUCCCCAUCCCCUGCUCGUGCUGCAGCGCUGCCUGAUGCCGAUCGGGGGGAGGAGGAAGGUGAGGGCCACAGUGGUGGUGAUGGUGCCGGUGGUAGGAGUGGGAGUGGGAGUGGGGAUGGGGCGGUUGGGGGUGGUGGAGAGGCGGCGGGGGGUGACGGUGUAGGGGGGAGGUUGCACGUGACCAAGCUGGCUAAUGGCGGAAUUCAGAUUCGAGCAAGGGGUACAGACAGACAAAGCCGGCAAUUGAUCCAUCCAUCCAUCCAUCCCAUGCGCUGUAUGGUAUGUCCUUCCCUUCCUGCAGGUCGUGAUGCAUUGGCGGGUCUGGCGGCCAAGAGGGCCAAUGCUCCCAACUAUCGUGCUGUGGUGAGUGAGUAGGCCAGGCCGCCAGAGCAAACAAGCCAUCCACCAUGCAGACAGACAGACAGCAUGAACUGUGCUGUCUUGUGUCGUGUGUCUGUGGGGUGUCAGGUUCGUAAUCGCGAGGAGCGUGCGGACAACAUGGAGGGCUACGAGUGCUCGCAGUGUGCGGGCUUCUACCGGGCGCUCGGCAUGGACCCGCCCGCCGAUGUCGUCUGCAACCAUUCUCACCAUCACCAGCAGCAGCAGCAGGGCAGCGGGGGCAGCGGCGCCUCCGACCGAGCGGCUUCUCGUGCUGCCAGGGCGGCCAACAUGCUGAUGCCGCUGCCCGUCCCCGCAGGCCGGGGGCAGCAAAUCGCACAGGCUAUCGUCAAGAAGACAUCCAAACACAGGUACGUACGUGGGUGGGCAGGUUGGUGCAUUCGACCACAGAUGGUUGGGAGAUGGUGUGGGUGUGUCAUGUUGGUGUGUACGUGUCAGGUUCUACCGUCCCCCGGCAGCCACGCCCGAGGGCUUUUGGGCCAUUGACUUCCCGCCCACACCGCCCGAGAGCCCUGCCAGCCAGUGAAUGAGCGGGACGCCUGUGUGUGUGUUG
Messenger RNA from Vitrella brassicaformis, 1962 nucleotides. NCBI's taxonomy places the organism in Eukaryota, Vitrellaceae. The record is from the annotation of a GenBank genome assembly.